Fusarium proliferatum ET1 is the source of this 1425-nucleotide messenger RNA. RefSeq lists its product as uncharacterized. Gene Ontology annotation, biological process: positive regulation of transcription by RNA polymerase II. The record is from RefSeq and is a predicted model, not a curated record. The coding region runs from base 1 to 1425 and encodes 474 amino acids. The transcript is spliced from 3 exons. Gene Ontology annotation, molecular function: transcription cis-regulatory region binding; DNA-binding transcription factor activity. NCBI's taxonomy places the organism in Eukaryota, Fungi, Ascomycota, Sordariomycetes, Hypocreales, Nectriaceae. Gene Ontology annotation, cellular component: nucleus.
AUGAGCAAGAUCCAGAAUGGAGAUGCGACCGCCACUCUACAGGCGCCACAGGCUCGUUUCUUGUCUUCAAGACUGCCCUCAUUCACAAGUUCAGAAUCAAAUUCUCCUCAUUCGCUCACGGACCCGCUUAUGCAAGAUCUAGAUUGUCGAUCGAGGAGAUAUCUGGAUUAUUUUGCAAAUGUUGUCUGCAAGGACUUCGUUCUCUAUGACAUCCCAAAACACAAUUCAUUCCGCCAGCUGAUUCCAAUGGCAUACCAGCAGCCCAUGUUACUGCAAGCCAUCAUUGCCAGUUCGGCUUUGCAUAUGUCGAACGCUUCUCAACAGCCAUCAGGCAUCUUCACAACGAUGGCCUCGACUCAGAACAGCACAAACUUAGUGGGCUCUCUAUCGGUUGGCCAUGCAAUGUCAUACCCGGAGGCUUUCUAUGAUGCACUCGGGGCAAAGGAGCAGGCACUUUGUCUGCUGAACUCCGCUCUCGGAAGCAUGGCUUCGGCGGAUGUUGAUGCGAUUCUGGCGGCGGUGUUUCUCCUCAUCGGAUUCGAGCUCAUUGACUCUGAACGAGGCAGCUGGGUGUUUCACAUCAACGGCGCGAGAAUGAUCACAGAGAAACUGAUGGAAUCUGGCUCGGGGAAAGGGACCGCUUUCAGCCCUCUCCGCAGGUGGUUAGUGUCAAAUUGCUUGGUGUAUGAUCUUCUUGGGUCAUCAUUCGCGAACUGUUAUCUACCGCAAGGUGGGGAGCUGUCGAUGACUACCAUGUCGCUGCUUCAGGACGCAGAAGGGAACCAUUGCUCAUCAUUCCCGGCGGCUCUCCUUCCUUUGAUACAAGCAGGGGCUCAAAUAUUGAAUAGCAACAACUUUUACAUGUUUCCUGAUACCUCCAUCAACCCGGGACUUCACGAUAUGCUUCGGCUCUUAGACGCGGCCAAGUCUUUUGACCCAGCUGCCUGGGCCACCAGUUUACAGCCACGCUCGCCGGUUGACGAUCUCCUCCAUCGCACUAUGGUUGCGUGCGCACACAGGACAGCUGUGUGUGUCUAUCUCUCACGCAUUAUUCUUGCUCUGUGGCCCAGUACGGUAUUGUCAGAUGAUCUACAGGUACUAGCAGCCGAGAUCAUCACUCACCUUUCAUAUUUGCACCCUGGAGAUGCAUUAUUCACAGCAACAGCGUGGCCCGUAUUCAUCGCUGGCCUAGAAACGCGUGACUUCACGAGUCGUGCCUGGGUAGAGAGAAGAUUCCAAGAGCUCUGGAAAGUAGAGCCUUGGGGGUUUACUAGAGAGGCUCUCGGAGCAUUGCGAACAAUUUGGGGUGAGGAGAAGAAAGAAAUUCCCUCAACGAGCAGUGAUAACGAAUUCGACGGAGGGGAAGAGGACUGGAAUUGGAUCAAAAGGCUGAGGAGCUUGGGCGCCGAUUGGUUGAUUGCAUGA